AUGUUGUUGCUUCAAAUAGUAACCCAGCUCGGCAUCGCUAUCCUCACACUCAUAACGCACCCCUCGACUUAUGGAAACCCAUACAUACCUCUGACAAUCGGAGCAUUCAUCGAAGCCGCGGUCCCUCACAUCAUCUUCAUCGCUGAUAACGCCGCGCACUCCUUCAUCAUGUCUGUUCCCUCUCUCCCGGCCCCUCCCACUCGCCAUGCCAUCUCAGGCCCUCCUGCGAUAAUACCGUCAAAGGAUCUCAUACUCUGGACACCCAUUGGGCUCCCAGUGUCCGCAGGACUUCACAUGCCGGCCCUCACGAUACCCCCCAUCCCGAGUCCGUCGAGCAUCACGGAGGAGCGCACCCAUCGGCCUACACCACAACUCGAAUACCCCACGAAGGACCUCAUCGUCUGGGAGAGGUACACAGCUGAAUUGGUCAAUGCAAUCGAGCCAGUACCACUCGUCGCGUGUGGCAUCAUCAUCGUAUGCUGCGCCUGCGUCAUGGCAAUGGUCUUUCACUCCCGGUACUCAGACAAAGUCAAGGCACGCGUAUCGGAUGUUCUCCCCACUGUCGCUCUCGACACAGAUGCCGGUGCAGCCUCGCCGUUCAACGACGAGCUCGCGUUGAACGGCGAGGAUGCCUCGGCGGACUUGUUCGACCAGGUAUUCAUCAACAACAUCAUCAGUGGCCCAGAACAGUUUGUCCAUCCCAACGACACCCUCAGGGUCGCAGGCGAAACACUGCUGGAGGUUUCAAAUGACAACGUCGACAACGGAACUACGCUCUCACCUGCCCAGAUCACAGACCUAUCCAAUGGUCGUAUGGCCUUAUACCCACACACAACGGCCGCCAAUCCCAAUGGCGACGACGCUGAAUAUACCCAGGACAUACGGGGCGAACAUGCCCAGGUGAACACCGACGUUGCGCUAAUCGAAUCAAGCGCCCUAGUGAGUGGCCAAACCACCGUGCUCCAUCCCGCAUCCGCUGACACAAUGGCUGGCGGAUCCCCGCUCACCGUCACAAACCCGCUCAGCACGCUCCUGAUAUCCUCAACACGGGAAGCAUGCGAGGAAUAUGCGAGACGGUGCAAGGCAAUCUCCGCCAGCACAGGCAAGUGGAAAACCAAGGACCUCACGCUCACCUUGCCACAACCUGCCAGUGCGCAAGUCGUACAGCAUAUGGCAGAGCAUGCCAACAUCAUCAGUGUGGGGCGUCAACAAGCGGCAGAACUGCGCCAGCGAUGCGAAGAACAGUUUGCCGAGCUAAAGAAGCAGUGCGCCGAAGCCGACAGUUGUAUCGCUGAGUUGGAUCGAGAAGAUGCCGAAUUGGAGCAAGACGUCAAGCUGUUGGAACAGGAGGACGCGCGGGCUGAGGAGGAACGCAAACGCCUAGCGGAAGACACGGUAAUGCUGCAACGCGCGCGUGCACAGCUAGCGGCGGAGAGCGUGAAGGACGAAAACGUCGAGCAAUCCGGAGCAGAGGUCUGCGAGGCACUUCCUCGGGUGGACGAGCAAGGGAGUGAGGAUCUGCGACAGACGCAGCUGUCGGGAAGCGGCACAACGCCAUCGGAUGAGCAUAAUCCAGUAAAUGAGCCACUCCAGGACGAUCUCGAAGAAAGCGAGGAGGAAUUCCACAGGUUGCUGAGGGAAAGCGAGAGUCAGGCAGGGCAGGAGCGAUGCGAGGAGAGCACGAUAGGCGAGAGCACCGAGCCAUGCGAAGAGGUCGAUGCGAUCAAGACAGAACACGACCGGUCGAUAGAGCACGAUGGGGACGAGGCGGAAAUUCGGAGCGAAGGAGCCUCGCUGGAGUACGCGCAGCAUCUAGUCGACGACCUGGACGCAGACGAGCAAGGCGAUGUGGCCAACGAUCAAACUCAUCAAACAGAGGAGCAGGAAGAUGAUUGGCGGAGAGCGUUCGAAGAGCGCUAUGGUCCACUCGAUGAUCCUUCCUCCACAGCCAGUGUUACGACAUCCUCACCUCAGACCUCGUCGAGCGAAUGUCAUCCACCAAUUUGCGAGCAAGAUGCUCAUGGCCGACACGAAACAGUUGAGGGUCAAACGCGCCAACCUCGGGAUGAGUCAUACAUUAUCUAUGAAACAAGUCCUCCAAAUCCGACCCCCAACGCUUCAUCGUCGCAUGCACCGAUGCCGCUGGUGUUCAAGGACUGUGAUGCGAUGCCGCCCAUCGCUCCCAGCAGACCUUGGCCGCUGCCAACACCCGCUUUGCCUCACAUCCGGCCUGACAUCUGGUCCUCACGCGAACAGAUCGACGUCGUUCCACCUCCGACAUCGCUCAUGUCGCUGCACGAAAGCCCAGGCGACAAAAGCGAGCAAACUGUGCGUUCAGCGAACGUGCAGUCUGGCUCACCCAUAUCGCCACAGGUCGCCAGCGCGCCCAGACGCACAAGACGGCUACUGGGAACCAUGCCACGCGCAUUCGCACUUGCAAUGGAUCAGGGUAAGAGCAGGAGACGAUAG
This is a messenger RNA of Postia placenta MAD-698-R-SB12, 2469 nucleotides long. RefSeq lists its product as hypothetical. The transcript is spliced from 6 exons. The record is from RefSeq and is a predicted model, not a curated record. Bases 1 to 2469 code for a protein of 822 amino acids. Lineage: Eukaryota; Fungi; Basidiomycota; Agaricomycetes; Polyporales; Adustoporiaceae.